Molecule: messenger RNA, 1252 nt
Organism: Nicrophorus vespilloides
Lineage: Eukaryota; Metazoa; Arthropoda; Insecta; Coleoptera; Silphidae
Biological process (GO): neurogenesis
Cellular component (GO): cytosol
Source: RefSeq, a predicted model, not a curated record
AAUAAAGGAUGGUCGUGGUGGUGAAUCACACGCGCGAAGACCCGGAGGACGAGAUGCAACCGAUCGAUCCUCCGGAGAUGAUGGACACGGCGAGCACCAUCUCCGAGCUGCAUCCAAUCCUACCCAUGAAAGACGGAGAGAAACAUCCGAUGAUGGCCAGAGCGUACAGACCUGUAAUAAAUGCGAUGAAGGCUGUGCCUUUGACCAUCAAGGACAUGACGACUGCUAUAGAUCUGCUGGAGACUGCGGUUCUUCAACAAAACAUGCCGCUGAUGAAGGAGUGCGUGAGGAACGUGGACAGAUUGCUGAACAGAGAGAACGUGCUGACGGUCUUCAGGAAGUUGGGAUGGUUCAAGAGGAUGAAACCUACGGAAUUCGAGCCGUCCGCGCCGCCUCUUGUGGAAGACGAGAGGCUGAGGGAUACGGAUUGGAGCGAGGACAUCCUCGAGAAUUUGUGUCACAAUUGUCUUCUGCUCAUCGACAAAGAGGCUGAGUACGUUUUGCAGAGUCCCGAGUUCGUUGAGCUGGAUUACAUGGAGGUUUACGAGUUGUUGGUGAGGGAUUCGCUGGAGGUGCAGAGCGAGAUGAGCGUGUACGUGGCCGUGUACGAUUGGGCGAUGGUGAGGAUCGAGCAGAGGAAUCUCGGGCCGGAGAGGAUGCCCGAAGUCCUCAGGAAACUCCGCUUCACGCCCAGGUAUUGCCUGAUGAGCAGGAAGGAGUUUCACGGGAAGUUCUACGGUGUUAUAAAGGGGCCGACGAAGAGCGGCAUGUUGAAGCCGAUGGACGUGCAGAGGAUACGUUACUUCUUGGAGGAAAAGUCCAGAGGGAAGAAACCGCAACCGCCGGAUCAGUACCAGAUACGGAAGAGGUGUCCCGGCAAGCAGAUUCCCAAUGAGCUCAGUGAGAUCAGUCUGCAGAGGCACAAGGAACUCAUCGCCUCGCACAAGUCUAAACCGUCGAAGAAGGACACCUGGAUCAUCAACUUCCUCACCUGCUGGACGGCCGUUUUCGAUUGACUGUGCGCCUCUUCCCGCGACGACACCUACAUACGUUACUAGCGGGUCUUCAUCGGAUCAAAUCAUCAUCAUCAUCAUCACCAUCAUCGUCGAUCUCAUCACGUAAAUCUCUCGUCACAAUUACUUAAUUGCAUGUGUAAUUUAUACCAAAAACUUGAACCAUUAUAUCGAUGUUACCCACUUAUCUCUAAUAGUUAGUUAAUCGUAGUAAUCAUAACCGUUUUCAGUUUGUUCUU